Messenger RNA from Zeugodacus cucurbitae (melon fly), 1584 nucleotides. RefSeq lists its product as uncharacterized. The record is from RefSeq and is a predicted model, not a curated record. NCBI's taxonomy places the organism in Eukaryota, Metazoa, Arthropoda, Insecta, Diptera, Tephritidae. Gene Ontology annotation, cellular component: NURF complex; MLL1 complex. The transcript has 4 exons. Bases 151 to 1251 code for a protein of 366 amino acids.
CGUGACUUUAUUAUAAGUUCUCUGGACUCCCUCGCAAAUUUGACAUUUGGCUAUAGCCAAAUUUUGACAGCAAUUGCUUCAUAAAAAAAUUUUAAGCGGACUUUUUUUGUUUUCACAAAUAAUACAUAGAAAUUAAGUUAAGGAUACGCCAUGAAUUCGGCAACGAAAGUUGGCGAAAUAUUUACAGCCGCUGGCCAAGCUUUUAGUCGUUUGGGCGAUUUAACAAUGCAAUUGCAUCCAAAUGCCGAAUCACCAUCAGGCAAGUGGACGGAAGAGGAGAUAAAUAUGCUACACUCAUCCAUACUACGUUUUUCGGAUGAUUUGAAUAAAAUAAGUUCAAGCAUUAAAAAUCGGACAGUUUCUCAAAUACGACAAGCGCUUAAGAAGAAGGCUUUCGAAGAUGCCGGUAUACCAGCUAAACAGGUGCCUGUGCAGCAAGUACAACAUGUCAUACAGACCGUGCAACAAUUACCAACGCAACAGACACAUGUGGUGAAGCAGCAAACAAUACAAUUAAAUACAAUACAGCAACAGCACCAAAAUGUUAAUGUAAUAACCCAACAACAACAGCAGCAGCAUCAUCAGCCACCACAAACCCAACCAAGCACACCGCAGACCGUACAUAUACAACACGUGCAACGCAUAUUGCCGGUGCAGGCAGCACAGGUGUCACAGCAGCAACAUCAUCCGCAACCAACACUAACUGCGCCACAAUCGUUGCAAACAUCACCCAAACAAAUUAUCAUACAACAAACCAGCGCAGCAACACAAAUCAUACAACAACCGCAGACAACCACUGUAACGUUGCAGCAAUUUCAACAAUUGCAACAGCAACAGAAAGCAUUGUUGGCCGUAUCAGCCGGAUCUACAAUGGCUACAGUGACGGAGAAUGUGGUUUUACAACCUGCCACACAGCCGACACAACUGUCACAGGUGGUGCAGUCCGUGCAACAGCAGUCAGCGCAUCAGCAACAGCAGCAAACAACGUCUCAACAAGCUUUAGUGGUGGCUAGUAGCGCUGCUGCCAUAACUGCUGUGGCGCCGACAACAGUAAUGGUCCCCGCCACGGGUGUAGUAAGUGGUGUGGCUGUAACUACUACUGCACCGCAAACAACAAGCUCCAUAGCUUUGAAAUCAGGACCAGAUGUGAUGAUGACAUUGAAUCGCAUCAACACACAGGAGCACGAGGAGGAAUGCCUACCCGCUGAUGUGGUCAAAUUGGAUUUUGCUAAUGAAGAGGUAACCGGAUGAAAUCUAGAGAAUGCGGCGGUGAGUGAUGUUGGUGUAGUUGGUGGCAGCGGCAAUGGCGAUAGCGUGGAAUGUGUGACGGUCGAAGAUGAUGAUUAUUAUUUUUUCAAUUCAAAGAAUUAAAUAAUUUACGUUUAAAUUGAGUACAUUAACAUUAGUGAAAAAUGUUUUAAUGAAUUAUAUUUUAAUAUAAAUUUAAUUUAUUGUAGUUCUCUAUGCAGAACGCAAUUGUCUGACAAAACAUGAAUCCAAGUUUAAUUUCAUGUGUAAAUGGCAAAUAAUCAGAAUUCAAUAUAAAGUUGUAUUCUAAAAUUAUUCAUUAUUUAAUUAAUAUCA